Molecule: messenger RNA, 1735 nt
Organism: Lycium barbarum (goji berry)
Lineage: Eukaryota; Viridiplantae; Streptophyta; Magnoliopsida; Solanales; Solanaceae
Product: serine hydroxymethyltransferase 4
Exons: 5
Coding region: 60-1475 (471 amino acids)
Biological process (GO): L-serine catabolic process; folic acid metabolic process; tetrahydrofolate interconversion
Cellular component (GO): cytoplasm
Molecular function (GO): pyridoxal phosphate binding; serine binding; cobalt ion binding
Source: RefSeq, a predicted model, not a curated record
UUCCUCUGUACCUUCCCAUCUCCUCUGUUUCCUCAAUUUCUCCAAAAGAAUCCUCAAAAAUGGAUCCAGUUUCUGCAUGGGGAAAUGAACCUCUUAACACAACUGACCCUGAAAUAUUCGACCUUAUAGAAAAAGAAAAACGUCGUCAAUGUCGUGGCAUUGAACUCAUUGCAUCAGAAAACUUCACAUCAUUUGCAGUAAUUGAAGCACUUGGUAGUGCCUUAACAAAUAAGUACUCUGAAGGUAUGCCUGGAAACCGUUACUAUGGUGGCAAUGAAUACAUAGACCAAAUUGAAAAUCUCACGAGGUCUCGCGCUUUACAAGCAUUUCAUUGUGACCCUACAAAAUGGGGUGUCAAUGUUCAACCAUAUUCAGGUAGCCCUGCAAAUUUCGCUGCAUAUACAGCGGUAUUAAACCCACAUGAUAGGAUUAUGGGUUUGGAUUUACCAUCUGGUGGGCAUUUAACACAUGGUUAUUAUACAUCUGGUGGGAAAAAGAUAUCGGCUACUUCAAUUUACUUUGAGAGUUUGCCUUAUAAGUUGGAUUCGUCAACUGGAUAUAUUGAUUACGAUAGAUUGGAAGAGAAAGCGUUAGAUUUUAGACCUAAAUUGAUUAUUUGUGGUGGUAGUGCUUACCCAAGAGAUUGGGAUUAUAAAAGGUUUAGAGAUGUUGCUGAUAAGUGUGGUGCUCUUUUGCUUUGUGAUAUGGCUCAUAUUAGUGGUCUUGUUGCUGCUCAGGAAGCAGCAAAUCCAUUUGAAUAUUGCGACAUUGUUACUACCACUACUCACAAGAGCUUAAGAGGUCCACGAGCGGGUAUGAUUUUCUACCGCAAGGGUCCGAAACCACCCAAGAAGGGCCAGCCUGAGGAUGCAGUUUAUGAUUUUGAAGACAAGAUUAAUUUUGCUGUUUUCCCCUCUCUCCAAGGUGGUCCCCACAACCACCAAAUCGGUGCUUUAGCUGUGGCUCUGAAACAGGCAAUGACUCCCGGUUUUAAGGCAUAUGCUAAGCAAGUGAAGGCCAAUGCUGUUGCUCUUGGCAACUUCUUGAUGAGUAAAGGAUACAAGCUUGUCACUAGCGGGACUGAGAACCACCUCGUUCUUUGGGAUCUUCGCCCUCUUGGUUUGACUGGUAACAAGGUUGAGAAGCUUUGUGACCUUGCCAACAUUACUGUUAACAAGAAUGCUGUAUUUGGUGACAGCAGUGCUUUGGCACCUGGAGGUGUUCGUAUUGGUACUCCCGCCAUGACAUCUAGGGGUUUGCUCGAAAAGGACUUUGAGCAGAUCGGAGAGUUCCUUCACAGGGCUGUGACAAUCACCUUGAACAUCCAAAAGGAGCAUGGAAAGCUUUUGAAGGACUUCAACAAAGGUCUUGUUAAUAACAAGGAAAUUGAAGAACUCAAAGCAGAUGUUGAGAAAUUUUCCUCAUCUUUCGACAUGCCCGGAUUCAAAAUGUCCGAAAUGAAGUACAAGGACUAAACUCACACUUUGCACCACAGCUGCUCUUCUUUGUUUUUUUCUAAAAAAAAAAGUUUCUGUAUCUUGUUUGGUUUAAGAAAAAUUUCCCUUCAAGUUUAUUCAUUCACUGAGAAGAAAAAAAAUAAGUAUUAUGCCUUGUUUCUGUACUUUGUAUUUUAGGUUAGUGAGUGGAUCUUGCCUCUGAUUUCUGUUCCUCUUUGGUUUCAAAAAUUGUUAUAAAAAUUACUAUUCAAGCAGAAAGAAAUACUUGUUCAGCGGAA